AUGCCGCUCAUACCAGACAACGACCGCCCCCGCCGGCACAAGCACCACCACCACCACCAGCAUGCGGGCAUGAUCCCUGACGCGGACCGCCCGCCGCCAGACGUGAUGGCCCCGGACCGCAACUCUACCCACCUGCACAAGGCGCGCGACGUCGUGCGCGCGCUCGCGACCGACCGCGCGCUCCUCGACUCGGAGUACCGCUUCACGCUGAUCCGCAACUACCUCGACUUCAAGCUCACGCACCAUGCGCGCGAGGACCUCGGGCCAAAGAUGCGCAAGCUGGAGCACGAGUUCCCAGAGUACGCCGACACGUUCGAGGCAGUGCGCGCGGCGUACGACCUCCCCCUGGCUCCACACACCGAGUCGUCGCGCGCGCACUCCCCGCUCUCGUGGUUCUCGCGCACGCCGCGGACGCGCAGCCGUGUGCCGUCAACAACCUCCCUGCACCACGAGCACGAGGACGUGUUCGCGUCCAACGGGCCCGGCGCCGGCGCAGGCCUCGGCGGCCUCCUCCAGCCCCGCCCGCCGGCAUAUACCCCCGCCGAGGUGCUCGUGCCGCUCGACGUCAACGCCACAAUCCGCGAGCUGCAGCGCCGCCUCGAGGCGGAGGAGGGGGCGCGGCGCGCUGCCGAGGCGCGGCUUGGCGAGCUCGGCGUCGACGUCCCACCGCCUGCUAUCAAGGUCGACGCGGUGUAGGUAGCUAGCUGCAUGCAC
Vanrija pseudolonga is the source of this 714-nucleotide messenger RNA. RefSeq lists its product as uncharacterized. The record is from RefSeq and is a predicted model, not a curated record. The transcript is spliced from 4 exons. Bases 1 to 696 code for a protein of 231 amino acids. Lineage: Eukaryota; Fungi; Basidiomycota; Tremellomycetes; Trichosporonales; Trichosporonaceae.